AUGGUGUCCUACGACCCUCCCUACGGCUUCCCUCUGCGCCGAAAUGGGACCUGUCUCAGCAGUGAGACCAGCUGCGGCCGCACCUGGGACAAUUUCCACGCCUGCUGUCCUGGCAACUCGGUCUGCCCGGGAGCCACGCAAGCCAUCCCCAACAAUGUCUGCUGUCCAUCAGAGGCAGACUGCACCGCUCCCCUGGAGGAGUCGCCCCACUGUGCCAUCGCAAACGCAACCAUGUACGAUCACACCGGAUACUUCUGCUGCCUUGACGAGCAGACGGGUUUCUGGACGCACAGCCCAAAAGAUGCCGUCGGCUGCUCCGACGGUGUCCCUAACAACCGAUCGUAUUCCAUUUUGAAUCCGAUUCCUUACAAUAUCUCCGGGGCUGCAACCUUAACAUCAUCGACGUCCACUACUCCUACUUCUACCACAUUGUCCACAUACGCCGCUGCCUCCGCCACCACCACGUCCGCAUCCAACUCGUCCACCGGCUCGUCCAGUAAUCAUGGCGGGGCGAUCGCCGGCGGUGUCGUCGGCGGCGUCGGCGGUCUCGCCGUGGUUGGCGCCUUCAUCUGGUAUUUGCUGCGUCGGCGACAAGAGAACCAGCCCAUGCCACCACCGGCUGGCGAACCUGGGGCGCUGCACCAGUAUCAGAACUUGAAUCCCAGGGAGCUUCACGGACACAGUGUGCCAGCGGAGCUGGACACCAUGAAAAACACGCACAUCCAUGAGUUACCGGCCGAAAAAUAG
Aspergillus melleus is the source of this 747-nucleotide messenger RNA. RefSeq lists its product as uncharacterized. Bases 1 to 747 code for a protein of 248 amino acids. NCBI's taxonomy places the organism in Eukaryota, Fungi, Ascomycota, Eurotiomycetes, Eurotiales, Aspergillaceae. The record is from RefSeq and is a predicted model, not a curated record. The transcript has 2 exons.